AUGACGCCACAGCACUCCCCCGCGAGCGGAUCAUCAGCUAGCCAAGCAUCAACAGCGAAGCACAUCGAACAGCCAUAUAGGCCGACCAAGACUGUGUUGGUGCUCGGCGCUUCUUAUGCUGGUCACCGAGCGGCGCAAGUCCUCUUGGAUGCGCUGCCUGAGGAUUGGAGAGUGGUGGUGUUGGAUCGCAAUACGCACUUCAACCACUUGUACGCCUUUCCCCGCGUCGCUGUGGUCAAGGGUCACGAGGAGAAGGUCUUCAUCCCUUACACCAACAUCUUUGCACCCGGUGGCAAGAAGCGCGAAGGAGGCGCGCAUGUCUUGCUCCAUGGUUGCCUCAUUUCGCUCUCCCCAAGCGAGCCGUCCGCCAAGUCUACACGUCCACGCUACGGUCGAGGCGUAGCCAAGUAUCUGCCUUUGAACGGUGGAGCUACAUGCUGUCGAGCACCCAACGCCAAUGCCGAGAUGAUGGAUUUGCGAUUCGAUUAUCUGGUCUACGCUCUCGGUUCUCACUUGCCACCCUGCAUCAACGUAUGGUCAGGUCCUGGACCCAUGCCUUCAUCUCAGAGCGGUACGCAGCUCAUGCAACCAGGAAGAUGUUGCAGGGAACAACCUCCAGCGGACGGCAAACCGCUCUCUUUGCCCAUCAAGACGCGCAAAGCUCAGGCCUCUUUGCCUCCCACGCCUACCGCCUCUCCUCCCGAGGCAGACGAGACGACACCUCAAGGAAAUGCCAGUGUGGCGGAUGUGGUGACGCAAUUGGACGAAGGUCUCAAAUUGGAGGACAAGGAAGACGUCGCUUCGCCGUCGAUCAACGGCAGCGCAUCGCCCUACCGACCACCUUCGCCGCCCGAUUCCCGAGGCGCUUCACCGACAGGUUGCGCUCCUUCCAAGCCUUCCGCCGUCCUGGGCGACCACUCUGGAGAAUCCCCGCGGGCGCCGUGCAGAGGAAGCAAGCGGGAAGGUGUGGCGUGGUUGAGGGAUGCGCAGGAAAGGAUCAAGUCUACGGAUAGCGUGCUGGUCAUUGGCGGCGGAGCUCUCGGUGUUCAGUUCGCCUCCGACAUUGCAUGCCUGUACGGCACACCUACCCAACCUCGCAGCUCGACACCGAAGCGCGUCACUCUGCUCUCCUCCUCCAAGCAGCUAUUGCCUCGUUUCAACAGCUGGAUGCACGAAGAGGCGUGCAGACGUUUGGAAGAGAUGGGCGUCGAAGUCUUGUUGGGCGCCAGAGCUGACUUGGAAAGCUUGACGGUGAAAGAGGAUGGGACACGGGUGAUCAAGACGCUGGAUGGAAGAGAGGCCGCUGCUGAUCUGGUCCUCUUUUGCACCGGUCAAAGACCCAACACUUCUUUCCUUGCGGAUCUGGCCAAUCGCAUGGGUCUGCCCGCGGUGCUUUCGGAAAAGACGAGCAUGGCCAAUGUGAAUAGGUACAUGCAGAUUGGUCAUCGGCAGCGAGAUCAGCAGAUGGGGGAUGAACCUCAAGCUGUCGAGGGACUGCAACACAUCUUUGUCAUUGGAGAUGCUGCGGAUGCGUUUGGCGCACUCAAUGCUGGUCAUACGGCCUGGUAUCAAGCCGAAGUAGCCUCUCGCAACAUUUGCAAGAUGAUUGAGCAUUCUUCCUCCUCCUCCUCCCUGCACGCUGCUAGAGAUCAAGAUCCGACACUGCAGCUGGGGCCAGAGUUGGAAUUGGAGAGGUACAAUCCACCAGACUUCAACAUCAAGGUAUCUUUGGGCAGAAAUUGCGCCAUCUUUCAGAGAGCGGGCACGAAUGGUUUGGUAGAGCCUCACGAAUGCACCGAGGACUUGGGAACGCCAAACAUGUGGAAGAGGAGAGGAUUGAGUCAGGAUGACAUGUCCAUCUGA
Ceraceosorus guamensis is the source of this 1863-nucleotide messenger RNA. RefSeq names its product FAD/NAD(P)-binding domain-containing protein. The transcript has 2 exons. The record is from RefSeq and is a predicted model, not a curated record. Gene Ontology annotation, cellular component: cytoplasm. Gene Ontology annotation, molecular function: flavin adenine dinucleotide binding; electron-transferring-flavoprotein dehydrogenase activity. Bases 1 to 1863 code for a protein of 620 amino acids. Lineage: Eukaryota; Fungi; Basidiomycota; Exobasidiomycetes; Ceraceosorales; Ceraceosoraceae.